Molecule: messenger RNA, 816 nt
Organism: Daphnia pulex (common water flea)
Lineage: Eukaryota; Metazoa; Arthropoda; Branchiopoda; Diplostraca; Daphniidae
Exons: 2
Coding region: 46-717 (223 amino acids)
Source: RefSeq, a predicted model, not a curated record
ACAAUCCUCCGUUCCGUCAAGUUCGAUUCAAAGACGAGAUCCAGUAUGGAAGAAGAGUGGACGAUCGAUCCCUAUCGCUCAGCAGAAAUUCCGUCCAUCUCCAAUCGAUUGGAAUUUUUAUUCGAUAAUCCUUUGCAGAUUCAAGAACUCACCUUCAAGGAAAAUUGUAAACCUUUAAAUGAAAUCCUCGACUUGACUUGUUCGCCAAAUUUGCAAGUUAAUCAAAACAUUGCCCAUAGCGAGCGAUACCAAAUCGUCAACUUUCAAAGACUCAUUUUCUCCUAUCACGCUAAUCGACUCUAUCUACGUGUGGUGGACGCCAAGUCAAGGCCAGUGGUUCUUGUGCUACCUCCAGAAAAUGUGGCAGCAUUUGUCAACAGCAGCAGAGACGCUUAUUCAACCCUAUUGGCAGAUUGGGACAGGGCACCGCCUGUCGUUAUUGAACUAUUCAAUUCAUCUUUCACCUUCAGCCACAGAUCAAGAUACGGAAUAUUAGUCUAUGAUUUCGUAUUUCGCAGCUGGGAACUCAUCGGUUUCAUCGCUCCACUCGGUUGUGAUAAAUCGGAAUCUGGUCAAUCUCCUAAUCCAAUUAUUCGUUUGAUUGAAUAUUUUCAACCAAAUUUGAAAAAAGUUAAUCGUAAGCGGACUUCAACUUGCCGAAAAAGGACAUCACCGAAAAACAAACCCAAUCGUUCAACUGCGCAAAUUUCGAAGUGAUCUAAUGCAACAUUUGUCGUUUUCAAAUAUAUGUUUACAAAAUCAAGAAAACCGUAAAAAAGAAGUGAAAAAUUUAUCGUCUACUGUCGAAUAAAAUGU